CGGCGGGCCGACGAUGCCUUCCCAGGCCGGCCGAGCGGACGCCCGGCCGCCCCCAAGGUGCAGCAGCAGCCGCCCCCUCCUCUGCAAAAUGCCCCGCGCUUCCCCCCGGCUGGAAGAAUGAGCUUGUCCUGCCUCCUCUGUCUCCUCUGCCUCAGCCACCUGAUCCUCUUCGCUUGGGCACACCCGGAGACGCGGCGGCCCCCCAGCGCGCAAUUCCGAGACGCGGCGCUCCGUGCCAAAAACAGCAGCAGCAGCAGCAGCAGCAGCAGAAGCGGCGGCAGCAGCAGCAGCUCGGAGGAUCGGAGCACCGCUUCGUCCUCCUCCUCCUCCGCGCCUUCCUCUUAUUUCUCCCCCGCUUGGGGAGUUCCAGGCAGCGGCUUGGACCGGAGCAGUUUCCAGUGGAGCCCCUCCGGGCGCAGGACCGGCAGCCUCUACUGCCGGGUGGGCAUCGGCUUCCAUCUCCAGAUCCACCCAGAUGGGAAAGUCAACGGCUCCCACCAAGCCAGCCUCUUGAGUAUUUUGGAAAUAUUUGCUGUGUCUCAGGGGAUUGUAGGAAUACGAGGAGUUUUCAGCAACAAAUUUUUAGCGAUGUCAAAAAAAGGAAAACUCCACGCAAGUGCCAAAUUUACCAACGACUGCAAGUUCAGGGAGAGGUUCCAAGAAAACAGCUAUAACACCUAUGCCUCAGCGGUUCACCGGACUGACAAAACGGGAAGAGAAUGGUACGUGGCUUUGAACAAAAGAGGCAAAGCAAAACGUGGAUGUAGCCCCCGAGUAAAGCCCCAACACCUUUCUACACAUUUCCUCCCAAGGUUUAGACAAGUUGAACCACCGGAACUUUCUUUUACCGUCACCGUCCCCGAAAAGAAAAAGCCACCAGUUGUUCCAGCGAAGCCAAAGGUCCCGAUGCCGGUGCCUCGGAAGAACUCUCCUCCGGUCAAGUACAGACUCAAGUUUCGCUUUGGAUAGUAAUGGCUUGGACUCCAGAGAAGGAAUGUCUUUCCCCCCCUCAGGAGCUCAUGCUUGUCUGCGAUUCCACAGAGUCGGGGAGAUCUCUGAGGCAAAUUCCGUGAGGAGAUCCUUGGGAAAGGUUGGCUUUUGUUUGGGGGCACAAGCUGUGUUGAAUUGGUUUUGGGGUGGGUAGUUAAAAGAUGAAGCAGAAUUCUUCCACUGCUCUGUGAGGAAG
Molecule: messenger RNA, 1186 nt
Organism: Gekko japonicus
Lineage: Eukaryota; Metazoa; Chordata; Lepidosauria; Squamata; Gekkonidae
Gene: FGF5
Product: fibroblast growth factor 5
Exons: 3
Coding region: 118-969 (283 amino acids)
Biological process (GO): cell differentiation; regulation of cell migration; animal organ morphogenesis
Cellular component (GO): cytoplasm
Molecular function (GO): growth factor activity; fibroblast growth factor receptor binding
Source: RefSeq, a predicted model, not a curated record